Molecule: messenger RNA, 1581 nt
Organism: Heterostelium album PN500
Lineage: Eukaryota; Evosea; Eumycetozoa; Acytosteliales; Acytosteliaceae
Product: RING finger protein
Exons: 2
Coding region: 1-1581 (526 amino acids)
Source: RefSeq, a predicted model, not a curated record
AUGAGUUUUGUUUCAACCACUGGUAACGAUGAUAGUGGAAGUAGCGGUUCAGGUGGCUUUCAAAUGAGAAAGAGAGUCACAAAGGUGACUGCAAACAAAGUACAAACUGAAGUACAAUCUGCUUCUCCUUUUGUUGCUUCACCUGUACUCUCAUCUGUACCAGCACCAGCACAAGCACCUGCUGCACCAACACCAAAACCAACUACAACGCCUGCAGCAUCAACACAAAAACCUACUGCAAAAACAACUACAACUGCUGCUGCAAAAACAACUACCACUGCUGCUGCUUCUUCUGACAAAUCCAAUAGUGGUUUACCAGAUCUCAUUGAUAUUGUAGUACCAAAAGCACCUGAACCAAAGGAAACAAAGAAUCCUGUACCAUCAACAGCACCCAAGAAGAAAACACCAAAGAGAUCAAGUGCUCCAGCAACAACAACAACAACAACUACCACUACUGCAGCUAGUACUGCAGCAACAACACCUGUAGAUCCCGCCAAUCCAGGUGCUAAUCCAUUUAAUUUUUUGACAAGCUUUUUCCAGAAAGAUGGUACCCCAAACCCUACUACUGAUAGUAAAGCUACACCACCAUCUACUACAACAAGUUCAUCAGCUGCAACUGAAAAGAAAAGAGGUAGACCAAAGAAAAAUGUUGCUGAUGUCGACGACACUCUACCAAAGCUCAUUCCAACUUGUGGAAUCUGUUUCGAAGAUAUUGCUCUUCCAUCGAAUCCAGUUUCAUGUGACCAUAUAUUCUGUUUUGAUUGUAUUUCAAAGUGGCUCAAUAAUGCAAACUUCUGUCCAGUCUGUUCUAAACAAAUAGAAAAAGUAAAGAAAAUAGAUAAAGAUGGAAAGAUUUCAUUCCACCUGGUCAAACCUUCGAGAGGACCAUUUUUAUACACAUUGCAACUGGUCUCUGGUGAGGACACCAAGAAGAACAAGAAAGGUGAUGACUCUGACAAUGAACAAUCUGGUGCACCAUUUGAUGGUAUCUUUGGAAUGAUGCAACAGAUGAUGAAACGUUUCCACUUUAAUGUCGAAGAUUCCGACGAAGAAGCUAGUUCCAACGACUCGGAUGACUCUGACGAUAACGGUGGUUGUCACGGACAUUCUCAUAUCAAUGGUGUUAUUCAUCCACACGGUCAUAAUAUCUCUGAUUCUGAUGACGACGAUGAAGAUGAUGACGAUGAUUCAUCGGAUUCCAAUGAAGAUCAUUUGGAUCCACUCAAGAAUUUCUCUGCACUCCACAGACAUAUGAUGGAGAUGAAGAUGAAGUAUGGAAAUAACAAGAUCGUUGAUGAUGAUGAUGAAGAUGAAGAUGAAGAAGAUGAAUCUGAUGAGGAUGAAGAAGAGGAUGAUGAAGAUGAAGAUGAAGAUGAUGAUGAUGAUGAUGAUGAUUAUGAAGAUACAGAUGGUGUUGACAAUAUCUUGACUGACGAUGUCCCAUUAGAUUUGAAGAAGAAAUUGCUCGACACUAUACUUGAAUAUCAUCUUAAUAAUUCAUCAAGUUCUUCAGAUCCAAGAAAUAAGACAGGUAACAAUGAAUCAAUCAAUCUUAUCUUUAAGGAAUAUUCAAAGAAAUAA